Megachile rotundata (alfalfa leafcutting bee) is the source of this 4551-nucleotide messenger RNA. It is a transcript of the gene TyrRS, whose product is annotated as Tyrosyl-tRNA synthetase. Gene Ontology annotation, molecular function: ATP binding; tyrosine-tRNA ligase activity; tRNA binding. Lineage: Eukaryota; Metazoa; Arthropoda; Insecta; Hymenoptera; Megachilidae. The record is from RefSeq and is a predicted model, not a curated record. Gene Ontology annotation, biological process: tyrosyl-tRNA aminoacylation.
AGACUUAUCACAAGGACAAAUGCGUGUCAGUUUCAUGUAAUAGUUAUUGUCUUCAAUACCUAUAAAAACCGCUUUUUCGUGCAGUCCAUUGUCAUAAACAAAUCUGCAAUGGAAUUUUGAUGUUGCUGAACUAAUAACUUUUGACCCACCGAAAUGACCAUCAAUAGACAUAGAAGAUUGCACAUGUAUUAAAAAUUCACGAGCCUGAGGCCCAAUGGUUUCUACUAGAAUACAAUAACCGCCUAUUGGCUUUGUAUCUAUUUCAGGUUCAUUUUUUAAACAGAUUAUUAAUGUCUCUCGAAAACAUAAAGCUGCUCGUUUCACAUCGUCUGAAGUACAAAAAGAAACGGGAAUUUACGAUAUGUAUCAUAUUUUUUUUAAAGAAAAAUCCACUGUUAAACAGUGAGAAAUAUAAAGGCAGGCAAUAGUGCUACAUUCCAAAUAUACCUGAUUUCAUUAGCGACGAAUAAAUUUACGUAUUUGUAUAUUAUAUAUUUUUCUAUAUUAGAUUUUAUUGCGCGUCAUUUCUGUGGAUAUUUUGUUUGUUUUAUUUAUACAAUAUCUUUAUUCGUUGUUAAAGAAAUUUAGUUGAAACAAAUUAUGAGGAUAAGAUGUUAAAUGAAUAUUUUUUAUCUAAGAAAUUUUUAUCAAUUUUUAUUAUCGUUGAAUCAUUGUUUUAUUUGAAACUAACCAAUUUUGAAUACAUAACUUGCUGUACAUAUUAAUUCAUACAUUAAAACUUUGGGUUAAAAUUAUUAUAAAAUAAAAGAAAUAGUACUUAUGUGCAAUGAACCCUUGUCAGUCGAAGAAUUUUGUUAUAAAUUUACAUGUUAGUAUGUACAGUAAGACCUUCAUAGAAUUACUGAAUACCAAAUAUUCUGUAUUUUGUACAACCACGUGCCAUUAUUGUAUAAAACAAUUUUAGUAUGUUUUGUAGUACAUAAGAUAUUUUUAUCAGUACACAAAUUCAUUCAUAAUAUUACAAUUACACCUGGGGACUUUCACCUAGGAUUCCAUGUAAAUAUUGCUCCUAAGUUACAGCAUAAAAUAACAACAUGUAAAAUAUAAUUAAUAUAUAAAUUUUUCACGACUCUGUACGUUUGAUAAGUCAUAGGGUUUUCUUCGUGGUAAUGCUUACGAUUAAAAUAUGUUUUGUCUAUACCAGUGAAGAUUAUUUGACAUACUUUUUUCAGAUAAAAAAUAACGAAUAGAUUACCUAUUAAAAAUCCAGGGAUCCACUUUUGAACAUCAAGCAAUUUACAGAAAAUUUCUUUUUCUUUUGACAUCACAGCUAAUUUCUGUAAUUCAACAAAGAGAAGUUAGCUUCUUUGCAAAGUUAUUUAUAUAAAAUGCAAUCGUAUUAAUAUUAUCCAUGUAUUAUUAGUAGCGAAAUGACGAGACGAUUAGAUAUUCAUGUCUGUGAGUUACCAAAAACAUCAGAUAGUAAUUUACCAAAAUUGCCGCCAAAUGCAAAAUUUUAUUCUCAUUGGAGGCGGAAUUUUCAAAAGCUUUUUCUUGUGUCCGUAAAACAUCCGUUAACACGAAACUUUUUACGUAGUUAUGCAGCGAUUGCUUUUGAAAAAAGAAAGCACGGCCGUUCUUCGUUUUGGUGGGUAAUUCAUCCCUGUAGUGAUCUAAGGUAUUAUUGGGAUCUUUUAAUGACAUUCGUUUUCAUGUACACCUUCAUAUCGAUACCGUACAUAGUAGCCUUUCAUAGAGUGGCUAAAAGUGCUGAUACAGAAAGUUGGAAUCCUGUAUAUCCUGCAUAUGUUAUUUGUAUAGUUGAUAUAUUCUUGAAUUUUCUAACUGGAUUCAGUUCACCAGAUGGACAUGAAAUCUUUUUGGAUCCAUUUUUGAUAACGCGAAAUUACAUGAAGGGAUAUUUUUUCAUUGAUUUUGUGUCUUCAAUUCCAUACACAUGGUUUCAUGAAUAUCGUCUACUACCUCCAGGUUCUAAUCCUAAUUCCAUCUUAUUAAUCCCUGAACUUUUACCUCUUCUGAAGAUUUUUCGUAUUUAUACGUUACGUUUUUAUAUUGGCCAAAUAAUUGCAAGUUUCACAGUUUCUCAUGCUCAAGAAAAGACUAUUUGGCUAGUACUCUUGACAAUGUUUUCUUUCCACUGGUGUAGCUGCAUAAGUCAUAUGUUUCCGUUUCUUAUUGCAUACAUAUAUGAAGAAACCAUAGAGGAUUCAGGAAUGUAUUUCUAUACUACCGGAUUAUAUAAGAAAUCUGAUUCUGAUAUUUAUUUAAUAUAUUUUCAUAUUGGAAUAAGUAAUUUUUUUGGAUCUAGUUUCGUCGAAUUCGACUCAUUAGGAUCACCUGAUAUAGUGAUACGUUGUAUAUUGCUACUAUUUGGAAAAGCAUAUACAAUUUAUUUAAUGGUCAUAGUAUUGCAAUUGGUCGAAUCAGCUGUAGAACCAGAGUUAAAAUAUCAAAGAAUUAUGCAUCAGGUGAAGGAAUAUAUUCAUGAGAAGAAGUUACCGGAUAAUCUCAAGCGUAAACUGAUCGACUAUUACGUGUUUCGCUUCCAAGGGAGCUUUUUUAAAGAACAUGCAAUAUCCAGCACUUUAUCAAAUCAUUUAAACCAAGAAAUCAUAAUACAUAGUAGUCGUGGACUGUUAGAUACAGCUACUAUUUUACAUUAUUUGCCGCGUAAUGUUAUUGGAAGUUUGAUGGGAAUUCUAACUCCGGUUAUUUAUCUCAAUGAAGAUGUUAUUUAUAAAUGUGAAACUGAAGGUGAUUGUAUGUAUUUUGUAGUUAGCGGUACUGUUGCUCUUCUUACAUUUGACGGACAAGAAGUAUGUCAUGAGAAAGAUGGAGGCUACUUUGGUGAAGCUGCUUUAAUUUUUCCGGACCGGAAAAGAUUAGUAUCUGUAAUUGCUCUGGAAAUAUGCGAAUUAAUACAAAACGACAUGGUUGAAUUAAAGUGGGAAGAAAAAUAUGUACUCAUUACCAGAAAUUUGGCUGAAUGGCUUGGUGAUGAAAAACUCAAAAGUAUUUUAAAACAACGGGACCUUAAGCUCUAUUGGGGUACUGCUACAACUGGUAAACCACAUAUUGGUUACUUUACACCUAUGUCCAAAAUAGCAGACUUCUUGAGAGCUGGAACAGAGGUUACAAUAUUGUUUGCUGAUCUACAUGCAUAUUUGGAUAAUAUGAAAGCACCUUGGGAACUUCUGGAGCUUCGUACUCAAUACUAUGAAGCAGUUAUUAAAGCAAUGCUUAAAUCUAUAGAUGUACCUUUGGAUAAAUUGAAGUUUGUUAAAGGAACAGAUUAUCAAUUAUCUAAAGAGUAUACGUUAGAUGUGUAUCGCUUAAGCUCUGUAGUUACUGAGCAUGAUGCUAAGAAAGCAGGUGCUGAGGUAGUUAAACAAGUUGCAAAUCCUUUGCUUUCUGGACUUAUGUAUCCAGGAUUACAAGCUUUGGAUGAGCAAUACCUUCAAGUUGAUGCUCAGUUUGGUGGUGUAGAUCAAAGAAAGAUAUUUACUUUUUCUGAAAAAUAUUUACCAAUGCUUGGAUAUGAAAAACGUAUUCAUUUAAUGAAUCCAAUGAUUCCUGGAUUAGCAGGAUCAAAAAUGUCUUCAUCUGAAGAAGAUUCUAAGAUUGAUCUUUUGGACAAUGCUGCUGCAGUUAAAAAAAAAUUAAAAAAAGCUUUUUGUGAACCUGGUAAUGUUACAGACAAUGGAGUUCUUUCAUUUGUUAAAUAUGUAGUAUAUCCACUGCUAAAGGAAGGAAGAUGUUUUAAUAUACAAAGAGCUGCUGAAUUUGGUGGAGAUAUAUCAUUUCAUAACUAUGAUGAUUUAGAAAAUGCAUUUGCUAAGGAAGAAAUACAUCCUGGGGAUCUGAAAAGUGCAGUUGAAGCUUAUAUUAAUGUACUAUUGGAUCCAAUUAGGAAAGAGUUUGAAGAUCCAAAACUAAAAACUUUAGCCAACAAAGCAUAUCCUCCACAAAAACCAAAAGUUGUGGAGGAAUUAACACCAGCUAGAUUAGACAUCAGGGUUGGAAAAAUAGUUGAAGUAUCUAAACAUCCUGAUGCUGAUUCACUUUAUGUAGAGAAAAUAGAUGUCGGAGAUGCGACUGGGCCUCGUACAAUAGUCAGUGGACUUGUGAAUUAUGUACCAUUAGAAGAAAUGAAAGACAGAAUGGUAGUUAUACUUGCAAACUUGAAACCGGCAACGCUCAGAGGUGUUCAAUCUCAUGGAAUGGUUUUAUGUGCAUCAGUAGAUGAACCUACCCGUCGAGUUGAACCUUUAAGACCUCCUCCAGAUAGUAAACCAGGUGAUAAAGUAGUUGUGGACGGAUAUGAAGACGGAACAUCAGAUGAUAUAUUAAAUCCAAAAAAGAAAGUGUGGGAAAAAUUACAGGUUGACCUUGUAGUAAAUGGUAGUGGAGAAGCAUCUUGGUGUGGUAAUCUCUUACUUACUGCAGCUGGUGGUAAAAUUGUUGCUGACACUCUUAAGAACGUGGCAAUUAAAUAAUAUGCUUUAGGUAUUUAGCUGUUCCACUAAUUUUAUUCUUUACUGUAUAAAAUUAUAUCAAAUCUUGAUGGAA